GGCUCCAGGCCCGAAUCGAAGUCUGUCCCCGUUAUCUGAUAAUCUUACGCACGUGCGGCUGUCGGCACUGCACCUUUUAUAGGACCGCCGUAAGGGCUAGGCAUACAGACGCUGUUUUUCCAACUUCCCUCUCACCACCACCGCCAUUUUGGUUAGACAACCUAUCCCUAUAUUUCAUGAUUGAUCCGCCCAUUCUGCCGCUAUUGAAAACAGUAUUUACCUCGAUCCUCGAGGUCUUCCUUCUAUGCUGGGCCGGUUACAUUCUCGCUGGACGGGGAAUUCUUGACAAGAAAACACAGAAGCAACUCAAUCGGCUGAACGUGUCCUUGUUCACACCUGCACUUCUCUUUUCAAAGGUCGCAUUCUUUUUGUCACCCGAAAAAUUACGAGAACUAUGGAUAAUACCUCUGUUCUUUGCGAUUGUAACGUUGGCGUCGAUGUCUGUCGCCUUCGUUUUAGGAUGGAUAUUCCGACUGAGGAAAUCCCAGAGGAGCUUUGGCAUGGCGGCUGCUAUGUUCAUGAAUUCCAAUUCCCUUCCCAUUGCCCUGAUGCAAAGUCUGGUACUAACAGUACCUGGACUCAAGUGGGGAGAGGACGACAACAACGACGCAAUGCUCGGUCGUGCCUUGACGUACCUCGUGCUUUACAGCACCUUAGGGAUGGUGCUGCGUUGGAGUUAUGGAGUGCGACUGCUUGCGCAAGCUGACGACGAACCUCAAGCUAUAGCACUACCGGUCGAUAACGAAGAUAGUCCUCUUUUUGGUUCUUCGUCUUGUGAGGAACCUGAUGAAGCAAUUCCUCAUAUCGUAGUGGAGGAGGACGAUGCUACAGUCCGAGGCCAACCCUCUCGUCGCCGUUCAAGAUUUUAUAACUCCUUCCCAAACUCUCCGAAUGAUUCUCGUGUUAACUUGUCUUCACUCCACUCCUCCUCAUCGACGGUUGUCUUCUCACCGGAUAUUACAGACUCGGAGGUGAGCGACGAUGAGCUGGACACUAACGUCCUUCCUACUCAUCAUGAACGACGGUGCAUGAGGGCACACCUUUCACCGCAUCCCUCUUCGCCCGUUCUACAUCGCGUCAAGUGGGACAUGAUUCGGAUUUGGACAGCUCUGAACGAAUUCAUGACUGUUCCUUUGUGGGCUGCCCUUGCAUCGCUUAUCGUAGCAUGCAUCCAACCUUUGCAGCAUGCCCUUGGGGAGCACAUGCAACCCGUCAAAGGCGCUUUGUCCAGUGCAGGAAACUGUUCUAUCCCGCUCACGUUGGUAGUCCUAGGUGCCUACUUCUAUCCCUCUCAGGAAGGCGAAGCAAAGACCGAAACACGUUCGCUAAUUCACAGCAUGAAGGGCAUAUUCACCAAGAGGCAGACUGGGCCGCAGCAGGACGAAACACAAGCAGGAGAGACGAAGACGGUUAUCAUUGCUGUGGCGUCCAGGAUGAUUAUCACGCCGUUACUGCUGCUACCGCUGAUGGCACUGUCUACUAAACUGGAUUGGCAUGCAGUACUGGAGGAUCCGGUGUUUGUGGUGGCGAAUGUAUUGCUCAUAUCAUCUCCCCCGGCGCUUACACUUGCCCAAAUUACACAGGCGGCGUCUGGAGAUGCGUUUGAGCGGUUGAUAAGUAGGACGAUAUUCUGGGCGUACUGCGUCGUUACCCCGCCUGCAACUAUAUCUUACGUGGUUAUUGGACUCAUCUUGUCCAAGCUUUAGGAUAUACAAGCCUCCAACCCGUGUCUUCGUCACGAUUGCCGGACCCUCGUACCUCGGGACCCGGCAACCUGACUACGACACGGGUUUUCGGCUUGUUAGGAUAUAUUUGAUGCUCACAUAUUGUACAUAUUUCACUCAUAGACUUCAAGUGCUUUUUUCUUCGGUAGUAGUAGUUCAUGUACAUGUAUGUACGUCAUACUUGGUUCUCGAUUCUUGAUUCUUGGCAACAGUUACCGGCCCGAAGGAACUAGCAAC
Messenger RNA from Desarmillaria tabescens, 1961 nucleotides. RefSeq names its product auxin efflux carrier. The record is from RefSeq and is a predicted model, not a curated record. Bases 177 to 1706 code for a protein of 509 amino acids. Gene Ontology annotation, biological process: transmembrane transport. The transcript is spliced from 6 exons. Gene Ontology annotation, cellular component: membrane; endoplasmic reticulum. Lineage: Eukaryota; Fungi; Basidiomycota; Agaricomycetes; Agaricales; Physalacriaceae.